AUGGCAUAUGAAAGCUCAAAUCCUUUCGGGCAAGGAAUUCCCUUACAAGAGGGCCAACCCAUCCAGCUUAUCAGAUAUGAACUUGGGAGGAUAUAUGUAGUUCCCGAAGCUUUAGAAAUUCUGCAACAGAUAAGGGAACCAGUUGCCGUAAUCGCUGUCGUCGGCUCGUAUAGACGAGGGAAAUCAUGGUUCGCUAACGUGUUGCAUGGUCGGCACGAUGGAUUUGAACUUGGAGCACAAGUAAGCGGUUGUACGCGUGGUAUCUACAUGUGGGAUACACCGUUCAUACACAAAGGAAAAAGAGUGAUUGUACUUGAUACAGAGGGGAUAGAUGAUCCCGACCAAGAAACCGAAUGGGCGACGAAGUUAUUCAUUCUUUGCCUCGUACUUUCAUCAACUUUGGUCUACAAUAUAAACGGGGUAGUAGGAAGUGGUGAUGUCGGCAAGUUAAUUUUAAUGCAGGACUUGUCCAGAUAUAUUCAACCUCCACAAGAUAACAACUACCUGCCGCAUCUAGUAAUGCUGCUUCGAGAUUUCGGGUUAGAACGACCAGAAUCAUUGAAAGCGUAUUUUCUAGACACUUUGGCGAGGUCUAAUUGCGAGGCUGCUGAAGGCAUUAAAAGAUCGUUCAAAGAAUUAAGCGUCUAUGCUUUGCCUCAUCCAGGAGUCGGAAGCAAGGAUCUCCGACAGAUGCAAUUAAUCGAUACAGACAGUCUGGAAGAAGAAUUUGUUGAGGAAACCACGGCAUCUGUAAGGGAUAUCUUUAGAAGGCUUGAGCCCAAAUAUAUCGGGUAUCUAAAAAUGAACGGUCUCGCGUUCACAGACUUUCUCGUCCAAUGUGUUGCGAAGAUGAAUGAUACAGAUCAUUUAUCAAUUCCAGAUGAAUACGAAAGUGUUAUCCAACACGUAGCGUAUAAAAUGAAAGACAGAUGUCUGAGACAGUAUCAAGAGGAUAUGACUGAUUUAGCAAAUUCUACACCGAUGCCUUGGGAAGAGUUUACCGCAAAGCAACAAGCUAUCUUUGACGAUGUUAUAAAAGAAUACGUAGGAAGUUUAAUAGGUUCUUUGAAGCAAAUUAACGAAUUCAAGGAAACAUUCCAACAAGAAAUUGACAACGUCAAAAGGCCAUAUUACGAAAAAAAUUCGAAAGAGCUGUAUGACUUAAAUCUAGGAAAGGCUAACAUGCUUUGGAGCCAGCUGGUUGAGCCAGGGUUGAACAUUGACCGGUUAUUUACCGAAGCCGAAUUCCGGCAAGCUAUUACGAAUUUCGAAAAACAAUAUGCAGAGUGCUGGAUUCCAUCACCAGAGGCCAUGGAAGCCUUAAAAUACUUUAAAGAAAAUCAAUAUAAAGCUUCGAUAGACGCGCUUACAAACUUCAACGUAAUCAACGAAAUGCUGGCAAUAGAAAUGAAAGAACGAGAAAAACUCCAAGAGCAAUUCUUGGAAAUUACUCAGCGAGAAAUGAGACUUAAAAACUACUUGGCCGACCGUGAUCAACAAAUACAAUCCAUCCAGGAAGCCUUGAAUUCCAAAAACGAGGACAUUCAGCAAGCGGUACAGCAGCAGGCAGAAACAGGAUCGAGCGUAGAUGAUAAAAUCAGAGACGAAAGCCAGAAAACAAUCGAAGAGCUGAAAGCUAAAUAUAUUCAAGACAUGGCGAAAAUGCAAGAAGAAUUGGAAGAGGCGAGAAAAAAUAAAGAAGACUAUCUGAAAGAGGUUGGUGUUGCAAUCGUUACUACCAUCCUGAACCUCGUUACGCAAUACCUGGAUCAUGAAGAAAGAAGUUAG
Messenger RNA from Paraglomus brasilianum, 1788 nucleotides. NCBI's taxonomy places the organism in Eukaryota, Fungi, Glomeromycota, Glomeromycetes, Paraglomerales, Paraglomeraceae. The record is from the annotation of a GenBank genome assembly.